AUGGGCCUAGAGUCAAACUGGCAUUUCAGCUCGGUCGAGGAUGAAAGUGAACUCACCCAGGACCAAGAACGAGACAGGAAGACCGAAUUUACUACGCGCAUUCGACAGUCAUCUGCCAAAGGAGAUCCAACCCAGCCAACACCGAAAUACAUCGCUCGUUUAAGGUGGAUCAAUGACCACUGGGCUUUAGAGAUUGCCUCUUGCGCUGGCGGUCUGGCUGCCCUUUUCUGCAUAGUUGGUGUGCUUCUUGAAUACGACGGGAGUGCUCUCCCGGAAUGGCCGUAUGGAAUCACAAUCAACUCGGUUCUCUCGUGGAUUGUCCUGGUGUUUAAUGCCUUCAUCCUGGGAACCAUAUCAACGUGCUUUGGCCAAAUGGCGUGGAUUAACUUCAGCACGCCCACUGACAGGCCACUGUCAGACGUCACUUCAUAUCAUUGGGCCAGCCGAGGGGCUAUCGGCUGCGUCGCCUUUAUAUGGAGGUCCAAGAUGAGGAAUUGGGCAUCUUUAGGGGCCUUUUCUACUAUUCUUGCAGUCGGGGUAAGCCCUUUUGUUCAACAGAUGGCCACUGUCCAGAACAAUCUUGUUCAGGUCGAUGGGCCAGUAUCUGUAGGACGUGCACAGACAUACUUCAGUGGUAGAGACAAUAUGGUAGUCGAAAGUACACACGCUGCUAUCUAUAGCUUCCUGCUAGCCAGUCCUGGGUCUGGUGACCCUGGUCACAGCUCUGCCGCGUCUCGUCCAAGGAUUCCAGUGAAGUGCGAUUCGGGGCAGUGUGACUUCGCUCCAUUUCAAUCGCUUGCCGUCUGCUCAGACUGUUCUGAUUUAUCAGAUGUACUCACUUCACAUUGCGAAGACGGUCCUUGCGCAUCAGAGGCAACCAUGUGCAAUUAUUCGCUACCGAACGGGAUGCACGCCAAUAUGUCCGACUAUGCUAUUUCAUCAAAUACAUUCCUCGAAACAAAUGUUUCAUAUACGGGGCAGAGAACUCAUUCUGGCUUUUGGCCCGACGACCGGAGCAUGAUUUUAAACCUCACAGAGAUACGGGCUCAGUCGUUGGCCAAUAGAACCGAGUUCAAGGCUACUGCGGCACGAUGCUCUUUACGCUGGUGUGUCAACACAUACUCUGCGCGUAUACAAGACCAUAAAUAUGUUGAAAAUAUUACGGACUCUUGGUACGACCCGAAUCCUGUGCGGACUCUGGCAACUGCACCCGAUGGAGUACGGCUUGAUUUUCAACCGCCCAGCAAAGGCAGCUUCAAACAAUCCAACUUUACUGUCGAUGAGAGAGACAGUUUUAACACCCAAUCCUGGUUGGUAGAUCACAUGGUAAUGCGAUAUGCUUUCGAUGGCUGGUGUACGAGUCACGGGCCCUUGCUGGGGUUCAAUUCUCAGACUCAAACAGAGCUUCUAGGGCCACUAAGGCGUUCUAGUUUGAAUGACACAUUUCAGAAAAUUGCAACAGCAAUGACCGUUGCAAUACGGAGUGUAGACCCAGCUGCACAGGCUACAGCACCAGAGGAAUUCGGGCCCCUGGAAGCUGUGGAACUCGCCAAUGGGACGGCCUUUGCAAUGGAAACCCAGAUCCAAGUCCAGUGGCCAUGGAUUAUCGUCCCCUCACUACUUCUUAUUCUGACUACCAUCUUCCUGGGGAUCACCAUUGUCAAGACAAGGCAGAAUGGCCUGAAAGCGUGGAAGCGGUCCCCCGUAGCUCUGAUCUGUGCGGGCUUAGACCAGACUGCCCAGCAGCAGAUACGUGGAGCCGGGGAUCCAAUUAUGAUGGAGGAAGUAGCGGCUGAUAUAAAAGUGCAUCUUCAAAAAGGGGAGCCGAGGUUACAGAUGGUUGUUGGAGGUUGGAGGUGA
Molecule: messenger RNA, 1860 nt
Organism: Aspergillus versicolor CBS 583.65
Lineage: Eukaryota; Fungi; Ascomycota; Eurotiomycetes; Eurotiales; Aspergillaceae
Product: DUF3176 domain-containing protein
Exons: 2
Coding region: 1-1860 (619 amino acids)
Source: RefSeq, a predicted model, not a curated record